This is a messenger RNA of Entamoeba invadens IP1, 1098 nucleotides long. Its product is annotated as cysteine protease, putative. Gene Ontology annotation, molecular function: cysteine-type endopeptidase activity. Lineage: Eukaryota; Evosea; Mastigamoebida; Endamoebidae. The transcript has a single exon. Gene Ontology annotation, cellular component: lysosome. The record is from RefSeq and is a predicted model, not a curated record. Bases 1 to 1098 code for a protein of 365 amino acids.
AUGAAUUUCAUGAUGAUUAUAUUGUGGAAUGCGAUGGCUGUUAUGGGAGCCACAGACGAACUGUUCGAAAAGUUUAAAGUGGAAAUGGAACAUGGAAAAAGGUGGAGUGUCAGCGAAAUAGUAAAAAGAAAAGCUGUUUUUUUGGCGAACAUUGCCCACAUAAAUGAGUUGAACACGAAGUAUGGAGAGCAUUUUGGGGUAAACAAGUAUGCAUUGAUGACCACAGAAGAGAAGAGACACUUGAUGGGUAAAAAGGUGCCUGAAGAAUACAAAAAAUCGUACAAAAAGGCGAACCCGCCACAAUUCAAAAAGACAUCCCUACCAGAAUCGCUGAUAUUUUGUGGAAAUUACAACGUGAACAAUGGAAAGAAGUAUGACUACUGCGCGAGCAAAACACAAAACCAAGGCGAGUGCGGCUCGUGUUAUGCGUUUGGUGUUGCACAGUUGCUCGAGACAAAAUACGCAAUGAAGACGGGGAGGAAAGAACAAAUAUCGGCGCAACAGAUUUUGGAUUGUAACACAGGAAGCUCAGAGAGGUGUUGUGGUGGCUUUCCCCAAGAUGUUUUAAAACAUGUGAAAGGCUACACCACUGAGAAGGCGUACCCCUACAAAGAUUUUUACACUUCAAUGGACGAUUGUUCGAGAAACAAGUGCGAGAAAAAAAGUUCGGUGUUGAAGGUCAAGAGUUACAAGAGUUUCGACAACUGCUACACGGAGGAGUGUGUCAAAAGCGUUCUGAAUAAUUACGGGCCGUUUGUGACGUCAAUGUACGCGUCACAAGACCUCCAGUAUUACACACAUGGGGUAUUGGACUUGGACUGCGGCAACCCCAACAUAGGUACGAACCAUGUUGUUGUAGUUGUGGGAUAUGGUGUUGAAGGUGGUAAAGCGUUUUUGGUGAUCAGAAACAGUUGGGGAGAUAACUGGGGAGAAAAUGGGUAUUUCAGAAUAUCGUGGAACGAUCUUUGUGGCAUUGGCGGUAAUGACGCUGGCGCGAUGCCCACCAGUGUCCUGGUCGACAUCACAACUGAGAAACUGCAAAGUGGGGUGGUACCAUACUUUGCGUUGCUUGUGCUUUUUGCACUUUCGGUAAUGUAA